AUGUUUCCUGAUGGUGAUUGGAAUACAUUUAAUCCAACAAAUUCAUUCGAAAAUCCAGAAAAACGUUUUGUUAAUGUAAAUGCUAUUUUAACUGAUUCAAAUGAUAAUCCUUGGGUUGUUGAUUCUGGUCUACUUGGAAGUCGAACAUUUGUAAAUGGUUCAAAAUUUGUUAAGAUUAAUCUUAAUACAAAUAUAGUUGACCAAAUUUAUUACACAUCAAGUUUAAAUCCACCUCUAGGAUUUGCUUUAAAUGAUGUUAGAAUUGGUUCUCGACAUGCAUAUUUAACUGAAUCUGGUUUAGGAGAUAAUAUAUUAAAUAAUGAAAUAAAUGUAUUUGAAGAACAUUGUGAUGCCUUACUUCAUUUAGCUCAACGUGAAACAACAAUUUAUUCAUUACUACAGCAAAAAUUACCCGAUAUAAAAUGUCAAUAUUUAACAAUAAAUAUUCCAACUGUUGUUGAUGUAAAUCAUUUUUGGGCUCAAUAUAUUGAUCGAGAAACCAAUGCUCAAAUGAAACAAAUAAAUGAAAUCUUAUCUCGUCAAUUAAUUCCAUUAACAUUAACAUCAAUUGAAAUAGGAAUGAUGUGUGCUGCACCAUUUAUUCUUCAAACAACAACAAAUCAAUUUGUUAAACCUUCUCAAUAUUAUCGUGCAAGAAUAACACAUAGAAUUGAUAAUGUUACUGUUGAAGUUUUCUUUGUUAAUUGGGGAAAUACGGAACAAAUUCCUAUUGAUCAAUUACGUAUACUUGAUGCAUCAUUAUUAAAAAUCGCUCCUCUUGUAUAUAAAUGUCAAUUACGGUCAAUUCGACCAAAUAUCGCUCGUUAUCCAUUAAAUAAUUGGCCAAUUCAAGCUGUUAAUUAUGUUUGUUCACUUAUUCUUGAACAUCAAGUUGAAGCUGAAAUAAAAUCUAUUGCUCGAUAUAUUGUUAACUGUGAUAUUUUAUUAGAUAUACAACUUAAUAAUCGAAAUCAACAAAAACCAAAUGAAAUAGGACGGACAACACUUCGGCAAAGUUUAAUUAAUAAAGGUUUUGCUGAUACAUCAAAUGAAGAAUAUAUUUUUGAAGUAAAAAUAAAAUUUAUUAAUUUAAUUUAA
This is a messenger RNA of Rotaria sordida, 1098 nucleotides long. Lineage: Eukaryota; Metazoa; Rotifera; Eurotatoria; Philodinida; Philodinidae. The record is from the annotation of a GenBank genome assembly.